Dreissena polymorpha is the source of this 3176-nucleotide messenger RNA. Its product is annotated as endonuclease 8-like 3. Gene Ontology annotation, biological process: base-excision repair. The record is from RefSeq and is a predicted model, not a curated record. Gene Ontology annotation, molecular function: zinc ion binding; DNA-(apurinic or apyrimidinic site) endonuclease activity; damaged DNA binding. Lineage: Eukaryota; Metazoa; Mollusca; Bivalvia; Myida; Dreissenidae. Gene Ontology annotation, cellular component: nucleus. The transcript has 9 exons.
GUGGAAUAAUAAUUGCGGGAAACUCUGAUUACAAAUUUCAGUUUUGUUUGAUUUCAUAAUACAGUUGUUGGUUAUUGGAAAUGGUUGAAGGUCCGGGGUGUAAAUUAAAAGGGAUCAAAAUAAAAGCGAAACUUCUGAAGCAGACAGUUAAAGAUGUCAGUGGAAAUUCUGUUGAAAAGUUCAGGAAGAGAGGCAGCAGUGGAGAGUCCCCGUUCCAUCAGCUGAUUGGACGAUCUCUCGAUGAUGUACAGACACUGGGAAAGGAACUCUUCAUGUAAUUUGGGGAUAUUUGUCUCCGGAUCCACUUCCUUAUGUCUGGUCAGUCGUUCAUCAACAACCAACGGGUGGACAGUGAGUCAGGUGGCAAGGCAGAGACCCCAACCCUUGAACUGCAGAUGUCUGGGGAUCUUCUCACAUUUAGAAACUCCGCAGCAGAAAUCAGACCUUCUGUGCCCUGCCGGAUGAAGUAUGAAGAAUUGAACAACUUGGAUAUUUGCUCUCCAGUAUUCAACUUCAAGAGGGCGUUCUCUCUGUUCAGAGAGCAGCAGGACAGACUCGUUUGUGACGUGUUACUGGACCAAUUCAUACUCCCAGGUGUGGGAAACAUCAUUAAGAAUGAGGCCUUGUUCGACAGUGGAAUAAGACCAUCCUCCAAGAUCAGUGAGUUGAAAGAUGAGCAUAUUCAUCACCUCCUGAAGAUGACCAGGGACUUUACAGAAAUCUUCUAUAGGUGUAGAAGAGAUGGAAAGCCCUUAGCCCCCUAUUACAAGAUCUAUGGAAAGCGUAAGUGUGCUCAGUGUGAGGGAAGGGUUAUUAUUUGUCGCCUUGGUGAUGACAGUGACCGGGUUACUUACUACUGUGAACCGUGCCAGACUAACGACCUGAGCAAGCAGAGAAAGCCUCCAUCAAAGAACAGUUUGCUGGGUUGGGUGAAAACAGGAAGUGAUGUCAUCACGUCUGAUAAUGCUCAAUGGACAUGCACAUAUUGCACAUUAAUCAAUAUGCCAACCAGUAUGUCGUGCAGUGCUUGUCUGAAUGCUAAAACAUCUAGGAAGUCAUCCUGUUCACCAUCAUCUGCAAGUGGGCAAAGUAGAAAUGUUUCUUCUUGUGCUUUGCUUUCCAGUAAUGUCCAAAGUGUUCAUAAAGACAACAAAAGAAAGUCUUCAGAUACUCAUAGCUCAGAGGUAAAAACUAAAGUGCCAAAGUUGGAAAGUGAUGUUUGUGGAGCACGUGUAAAUUAUCCACACAAUCUAAAUCAACCGCAGGCAUCACAUCAGAAUCAAGCACAUGUGCUGGCAUCUCUUCAUCCAAGCAGCAAAAGCAAAGGUGCAGUAAAUGGCAACUCAGCAGCUGCUGAACAGACUAGCAAUCCUCAGAAGGUAGAAUCAGAUUGUAAAAUACCAACAUGUCCAACACACCAGAAAAAGUGUAGCAUGAAGGAAGUAAGGAAGGAAGGUCAGAACAAAGGGAGAUGGUUCUUCACCUGCAAUGUGCGCACAUGCAAUUACUUUAAGUGGGCAGAUGAGCAGUUCCCCAUAUGUGCAGGUCAUUGGCAGCCGUGUACCAUAAGGACUGUGAUGAAGAUUGGGCCCAACAAUGGCCGAAGGUUCUUCACUUGCAAGCUGCCCAAGAACAAACAGUGCAAAUUCUUUGAAUGGGCUGAGGGCUAUGAUUGAUACAAGCAGCGCUUCAUUUGUGUAUAUAUGAUUAUUUAAUUCACAUUAGCAGUUAAAAAUCUUCGUCUUGAAAAUGUGUUCACAUUGCGCUGUACUGGUGUUAUUUUAGCUGUAUAUUUGUACAAAAUUAUGGGUUUAAAUUGUCAUUUAGCCCUAAAAAUGUUAUGCAAUUGAUGACUUUUACGUGGAUUUUUAUGUUCAUGAUAUUAAGAUAUCAUGUCAAUACUUCUUGAUAGGACAUGUAUGUGAAUAUUUAUGAUUCAGAUAUUGAUUUUAUGUUCAUGUAAAUAUAUGCUUUGGUCUACCUCAUUGUUGUAAAAAGUAAUUGAUUUGUUAUAUAUGCUGCGCUAGAAGUUGACAACUUGUUUAACUAAGAUACAAUGUAUAAUUAAAUAUUGAAUGUUUGCAUUCAACUGAAAUGCUUGUAAACUGCUACUGCCAAAAGCAAAUGAAACCCUGUUAUGCCAUCUAAGUUAAUUGUUUGCGAGUGUUUAUUUGAAACGGCAACAUAUGUCAAUUUCCCAAACUUUCCAAAAGCUAUUGGAACGGUCAUCUGCUAGUGUUUGGAAAAAUGUAUUACCUGCACCAGAAUUUAUGUAACUUAAGUAUCGCUUUACAUGGAGCUUUAACGAUGCUGAAUCUGUACCUGCUAAGAAAUGUGUUGCGAUCUCUCGUUUAAAAACUGAUUUUGGAACUGUUUCUCAUUCUACAAGGUAUGCAUACAUCCAAAAAAAAUUAUAGUAAAAUACGCCCGAGGGAAAAAACGGUCAGUCUUUGCGGUCUGUAUUUAUUAGUCACAAAAAUGCUCACAAUCGACGAAUAUUUUCGCAAAAUAUUUCGUAAAAUAAAGGUAACCCAUUAAAAAUAUGUGUUUCUUACAGCAAUAGCCAAAAUUUUAAGGCUAGAUGUUGUCAUGAGAACUACGUCUUCCGACGCUGCCCGAAGCCAAUCUUGCAUUCGCUCGUAAAUUUUCGGAUAUCGUCGCGGGAAAUUCACAUGGAAUAUAUUGUCACAAAAAAAUAAAACAAGCCUUUUGUAUCUCGUUUAACAUAUGUUAAGUUUAAGAGGGCUUCAAAUCGUUUAUCAAUAGUUAGUUUUAAGGUACAGUAUAUAUUCAGAAAAGUAUGCGUUUAUUUGCAAAACUAGGUUAUUAUUUUACAGAUUCCGUAUCUUUUAACAUACUUCAUUUCAAUCUAACAUACAAAAAAAUGGAUGGAGCUGUGCUAAAGAUUGUUAUACGAUUUCGUAUGAAAAGACCUGGCGUUCGAAAAUCCAUUAAUAUUGAUGAUUUCUAAUGAAGUUGCUUUUAUGUUAGACGUCCAGCGAUCAAGACAGCCAGCAAAAACUAUUAUAUGUCGAUGAUCUACAUUGUACUUAUGUUUGUUUUUGGUCGAUUAUCUUCAUCCUUUUGAUUCUAAUAGCUGUGCGUGUAUAAACAAUGUGAUAAAAAUACAAACAUGUACGUAAUGCAUCACAGUGAGAAUGGAAUUGGAAAUCUGC